This is a messenger RNA of Macrosiphum euphorbiae (potato aphid), 285 nucleotides long. Lineage: Eukaryota; Metazoa; Arthropoda; Insecta; Hemiptera; Aphididae. The record is from the annotation of a GenBank genome assembly.
AUGGAAUUAGGAUUUCCGCCCUACUGCAGACAUCCCGGUGCCAGCGAAGUCGUCCUCAUUCGUCCUUCAUAUUGUGUCAGUUGUCGUCGGCAAACAGAACACGCCAACCCUCCACAACUGCGCGUGCUGAGAAAUGGGCGUCCGGCUGCGAUGUCUUUCUGUUUUUUCUGUCACAAAAAAAGGAUACGAUUGGUAUCGUUUAGUUGGUUUCACGCCAAAACCGGGAACAGGGUGGUUCUGAAGAGGAAACAUUUAAGACGGACAAGAUAUCGUAAGACUCGAUAG